Messenger RNA from Penicillium arizonense, 1335 nucleotides. RefSeq lists its product as uncharacterized. Gene Ontology annotation, cellular component: vacuolar membrane. Gene Ontology annotation, molecular function: amino acid transmembrane transporter activity. Gene Ontology annotation, biological process: amino acid transmembrane transport. Bases 1 to 1335 code for a protein of 444 amino acids. Lineage: Eukaryota; Fungi; Ascomycota; Eurotiomycetes; Eurotiales; Aspergillaceae. The record is from RefSeq and is a predicted model, not a curated record. The transcript has 10 exons.
AUGGAUGAAGAUCGGGAACGACGCGUAUUAUCUUCUGAUGUCGAAGUCAACGACCCAGAGCUACAAGAUGAGACCAAAGGGAAAGGCUCAGGGCCAGCAAGGGAUGAUCCGUUUGGAUCUGAAGAAGUCGCAGAAGUGAAAUAUCGGACGAUGAACUGGUGGCAAUGUGGAAUGCUCAUGAUUGCUGAAAAUACUUCUUUGGGAAUUCUCUCUAUUCCAUCGACUGUUGCUGUUCUAGGAAUGGUUCCAGCUGCAAUUCUGCUUGUCUUUUUAUCGACACUAUCCUGGUAUACUGGCUAUAUUAUCGGACAGUUCAAGAUUCGUUUCCCCCAUGUCCAUAGUAUGGGCGAUGCAGGAGAAAUCCUAUUCGGUCGCCCCGGACGUAUAGUGCUGGAGAUCGGACAGCUUUUACUUCUGAUCUUUGUCAUGUCAAGCCACAUCCUAACAGGAACAAUCGUACUCAGCACUAUCACUGAUAACGGAGCCUGUGGUAUUGUGUUUGGUGUCGUUUCGCUAAUCAUUUGCUUCCUCGGUGCGCUUCCACGCACAAUGGCCAAAGUAUAUUGGUUAUCACUUAUCUUGACCAUGGUCAGCAUCGGGGUCGAGUCCGAGGGUCCUAUUGAAAUCCAUGUCGUCCGACAGGUCAGCUUCUAUGAAGGAUUUCUGGCAUUCUGCAAUAUCAUGUUUGGUUUCAUUGCCCAUGUGACCUUUUUCGGUCUUAUAGCAGAAACACAGGAUCCGAAAACCUUCCCCAAGUCUCUGGCUAUGCUUCAGAUUACAGAUGGCGUUAUGUAUCUUGUAUCUGGCUUGGUCAUCUAUCGAUUUGCCGGACCAAAUGUCAAAUCUCCCGCUCCUUCCUCGGCGGGUCCGCUCAUGAAGAAGAUUUGCUAUGGCCUCGCAAUUCCAACGGUUUUCAUUGCUGGUAUAGUCGUUGGUCACGUCGCCUGCAAAUAUGUUUACGUCAGGGUCCUGCGCGGCUCUGCUCACAUGCAUAAGAGAAGCUUUGUGGGCAUUGGAACAUGGAUCGGAAUCGGAGGUCUUCUUUGGGUUAUUGCUUGGAUUAUUGCUGAGUCAAUUCCGGGAUUCAAUGAUCUUCUUAGUUUUGUCAGCGCACUGUUUGGAAGUAUCUUUAGUUUUGCUCUUCCCGCUGUCUUCUGGUUCUACAUGAACAAGGGCCGGUAUUUUUCCACCGCAUCGAAGGCUUGCCUGACCGUUCUCAACCUUGUCAUCUUUGCAAUCGGUUGUUUCAUGUGCGGAGCCGGUCUUUAUGUCUCAGGUCGGGCUCUUAAUGAGACCGCUUCCCACCACAGCUGGUCAUGUAGCGCAAGUGACUAG